CGUCGGAUUCUUUUGUUAUCAUUCAUUCUGCAAUGGCUUCCAGUGCCUGCGUUCAGCCUGUGUUGAAGCUGGGACCUCCGCACUCAUACCAACCCAAGAAACGCCCCUUUCUCGCUCGGUGCUCCUUUGUUAAUCCAAACCCAUCUCCUAUUCCCUUCUCUCUUGCUAAAGUUGCCAUCUUUUCGAAGCGACCGUCGUCUUUUUCUUGUCAAAGACUGAGAUUCACUGUUGGUGCACAGAGAGAGUAUUCUUCAGGGGAAGAGGCAGGGUCGCCUGUCUCUGACGCAUCGAAUCAGGAGACUUUUUCUUGGGCUUCAGUGAUUCUUCCAUUUUUGUUCCCAGCUUUAGCAGGAUUGUUAUUUGGGUAUGACAUUGGCGCCACCUCUGGUGCUACCAUCUCUUUACAGUCACCCCAGCUUAGUGGCACAACUUGGUUUAAACUUUCAGCCAUUCAGCUAGGUCUAGUGGUUAGUGGGUCCCUCUAUGGGGCUCUUCUUGGCUCCCUCCUUGUUUAUCCAAUUGCGGAUUUCCUUGGGAGAAGAAGGGAACUUAUAUCAGCUGCAUUGCUAUAUGGACUUGGCGCUUUGAUCACAGCCCUUGCUCCAGACCUUGGUGUUCUCUUAGCAGGACGGCUACUCUAUGGCCUUGGCCAUGCAUGGGGCUCCCCUCUAUAUUGCAGAAACUUGCCCUUCUCAAAUACGUGGAACUCUAAUAUCUCUUUAGGAACUUUUCAUAGUUCUGGGAAUUUUGUAAACUUUCAAAUUAAUGCCAUUGGAGGAUGGCGUUACAUGUAUGUGUUCAGUGCCCCAAUAGCAUUACUUAUGGGACUUGGUAUGUGGAGUCUUCCACCAUCACCACGCUGGUUACUUCUUAGGGCAAUUCAGGGUAAAGGACCUUUACUACAGUACAAAAAGGAGGCCACCCUUGCACUAAGCAAAUUGAGAGGCCGGUCUCCCAAUGAUGAAGCCUCUGAGAGGCAAAUAGAAGAUACCCUCAUCUCAAUAUCAUUUGGCCCUAUCAGUUGGCUAAUGGUGUCAGAGAUUUUCCCACUUCGAACAAGAGGCAAAGGGAUUAGUCUGGCCGUCCUGACUAACUUUGGUUCAAAUGCUAUUGUGACCUUUGCAUUCUCACCGUUGAAGGAGCUACUUGGAGCAGACAACCUUUUUCUUCUUUUUGGUGCUAUUGCUUUGUUAUCACUCUUGUUCGUAGCAUUAUAUGUCCCAGAGACUAAAGGACUGAGUUUGGAAGAGAUCGAAUCCAAAAUCCUGAAUUGAAAGCACAGAAUUCCUGAAACUGUCAUCAUGAGCUUCAAUAUACAUCAAAAUUACUUCUCCAUGAAUUAUUCGUAUCUAGGUGAAUAGCAUUGGGAGGUUAUCUAUUGUAAACCCCAUAUUCUGGUAUUUGUUAUGACACACUUUAGAUGAAAAUUCCUUAGAAAAUGUAAAUUAAGUGUUGGAUAAUGGCCUUUAAGCUUAUAAAGAUAAGCAAUUUAC
Rubroshorea leprosula is the source of this 1493-nucleotide messenger RNA. NCBI's taxonomy places the organism in Eukaryota, Viridiplantae, Streptophyta, Magnoliopsida, Malvales, Dipterocarpaceae. The record is from the annotation of a GenBank genome assembly.